This is a messenger RNA of Ahaetulla prasina, 3097 nucleotides long. It is a transcript of the gene USF2, whose product is annotated as upstream transcription factor 2, c-fos interacting. The record is from RefSeq and is a predicted model, not a curated record. The coding region runs from base 20 to 970 and encodes 316 amino acids. Gene Ontology annotation, biological process: regulation of transcription by RNA polymerase II. NCBI's taxonomy places the organism in Eukaryota, Metazoa, Chordata, Lepidosauria, Squamata, Colubridae. Gene Ontology annotation, molecular function: protein dimerization activity; DNA-binding transcription factor activity, RNA polymerase II-specific; RNA polymerase II cis-regulatory region sequence-specific DNA binding. The transcript is spliced from 10 exons.
UCCCCCCACCCCCCACCCCAUGGACAUGCUGGAACCCGGUCUGGAUACAGCCACCGCCUCCGCUGCUUCCAGCCACGAGAAAGAUCAAGAAAGUGAAGAUGGAGUUGAGCUACGAGAAGGGGACGGCACCAAUGCAGAUGAACAGACAGCAGUGGCCAUUGCCAGUGUCCAGCAAGCAGCCUUUGCAGACCAUAAUAUCCAAUAUCAGUUUCGAACAGAGAACAAUGGAGGGCAGGUGACAUACAGAGUCGUUCAGGUGACGGACAGUCAGCUGGAUGGACAAACGGAUGCAACGGGGGCCGUUAGCGUGGUCUCCACCGCAGCUUUCACCAGUGGCCAGCAAGCUGUUGCUCAGGCUGUGAUUCAGAACCCUUUCAGUAACGGUGGGAGUCCGGCCACAGAUGCCGUCAGUGGUGAAGCCCGUUUUGCAUACUUCCCUGCUUCCACGGUGGGGGAUGCCACGGCAGUUUCCGUACAGACAACCGAUCAGUCGCUGACACAAGCUGGAGGUCAGUUCUACGUGAUGAUGACCCCCCAAGACGUGUUGCAGACCGGAACGCAACGUACCAUAGCUCCCCGCACCCACCCCUAUUCCCCGAAAAUGGACGGGACGCGGACGCCGCGAGACGAGAGGCGAAGAGCUCAGCACAAUGAAGUUGAACGGAGGAGGCGGGACAAGAUCAACAACUGGAUUGUACAGCUGUCAAAAAUCAUUCCAGACUGCAAUACAGACAACACCAAGACAGGAGCGAGCAAAGGAGGCAUCUUGUCCAAAGCCUGCGACUACAUCCGGGAGCUGCGCCAGACGAACCAACGUAUGCAGGAGACGUUCAAGGAAGCCGAGAGGCUUCAGAUGGACAAUGAAUUGCUACGGCAACAGAUUGAGCAGAUGAAGAACGAAAACACCCUUUUGAGAGCACAGCUUCAACAACACGGAAUUGAAAUGGUGGGCGACACCCCGGGGCAGUAGCCCCCUUUUCUUCGCCUCUGCCUCCAUGCCGAAUCUCAGCCUCCCAAUUCUUCUGGGCUUGUGGUUAUUUUGUUUUUGUUUUUUGUUUUAUAUAUAUAUAUAUAUAUAUAUAUAUAUAUAUAUAUAUAUAAACCGAAUCCUCUCCUCCCGACAACAAUGAUACAGCGAAACCGUCGCCUCUGGAUGAACCUUGCCUCUUUGCUUUGCGUUUGAAGACGGGGGCAGGAGGGAGGAGGUACAGAGGAGACUUGGGGUGGGGUGGGGCCUUUUCUACCCCCAUACCUUGCUACUGCCCUGAAAGGUUGGCGCCUGGCUUUUUUCCCACCAGGUGCAUCCUUGUUCCCUCCAUCCUUCUGCCUUCCCUCCCUGCCUUUAUUUCUUUCCCUUCCCGGGAUGUGUUAAGAUUCAACAGACAAAAAUCCUGCAAUUUUCUUUUUUUUUUACAAUAGUUUUUUUUAACACGGGUUCACUGACUUCUGUCACCCUUUUUCCUGGGUGGGAACUAGGGGCGGGGCGGGGUGGGGGGGAAGUGCACACCUUUCCUUGAGCUUGGCUGUUUUAAAAGGAAAAAAAAAACGGCUGGAUUUUUUUUUUUUUUAUUUUCUUUCUUGUCUCUUCUGUACGUUUUUGGCAUCUUGCUUCUUGGGGGAUUGGGGAGGAUUGGGGUGGGGAGGCUGUUUUGUUUGGGCACGGCUACUGAUCUGUCCCCCUCCACAGUCCAGGAGACACGAGCGAUGACUUAAUUAGCCGGCAACUAUCAGCUCUGGCAGCAAACUAGCGAGCGUCUGCCAAGUGUCUCUGCUAUCUCUCUUGAUGCCGAUGAGUCAGCCAGGAAACCAGGAACAAACAGGACUUCAGCCCUAAUUCUCCCUCUAAGCAGUUGAUUUGCUUGCCACGAAGUGGUAUAGCAGCCCUUGCUGCUUUUAUAUCCUGUGGGGUGUGGCUCCAUGACUCAGCACUUCCUAGGCCUGCCCCACCCCUGCUUCUGUUGUUCCCGCCUCUCCUGCCUACGAAACCUAGGGUCCAGCCAGGCCUGAUUGCCAUCAGCCGGGUCUGGAAGCGUGGCCUGGGGGUGGGGAGAGUCAGGGGAUGGAGGCCUCGUUAUCUCCUCCACUUGGCCUGCCUCUGGCUCCUGGAGCUGAGCCAGGGAAGCCGGUGCUCCAGAAGUAAGUCCUGAUAGCCCUUCCCCCUCACUUUCCGAGUCACUUUCUGGCAGAGGGCCUGGUUUCGGGGGAGCGCAGACACAACAGCUACAGCCCAAGAGCCUCUCGGCGUCACAGGUACGUCUGGUGAAACGGAUGAAACUACAGCGGGUCAGGUUGACAUACACACACACACAUACACACACGAAUUAGCCAGUUCAUUUGAACACGGCCUGCAGACAGGGAGCGCACGGCCGAAAUGGGAAACAGCCUUAUGCAGGAAAAGUGGAGGGGGGUGGGAAGAAACUUUUGCAUUUGCGGGCAACCUGCCUGCAUUUUUUUUUUUUUAUAUCCUGAGCAGAAUUCUCUCUUGGUUUCUGGGGACUUGCAAAUCAAACCAAACGGGAUUUUUAGCUGCAUUUUGUCACGAGCUUGAUGCCAAAUUUCUGGCUUUUUUUUUUUCCCUCCGUCCUCUUAAAACUCAAGUCACCCCAGUUCUUCGAAUCAUUGUCUGACGUUCUUUACUUUCCCAUUGUUUUAAGGCACUGGCCAGAACCAUCCUAAAAGUUCACCCUUCCCUUCCUUGUCUCUGUCUCUCUUCCCUCCCCCCCACUCUUUCUUGUAAGUAAUCUUUAUUUUAUUAGUUUAAAAGCGCGUUUGUAUAGAGGUACGGUGUUUGUAUGAUAGCUGAAACCCAGGUCGUUAGGAAAGGCAAUAGUGGUGGGUCGAAUGACAACAAGGGUUGCUUUUUUUGUGUGUGCGUGUGUUUUUUGAUAUUAUAUAAUUUUUUAAUUAAAACUUCAGCAGUGUUUUAGGAUUUCAGGUUUAAAAAAGAAAAAAAAAAUCAGGAGAUGAGGUUUUUCUUUUUAAAAAAAAAAGAAAUCUCUAUUUUGUGCCCUUCCCUUCUACCCACUUCUGAACAGAAUUUUUUUUUUUAAAUAAAAAAAAAACCGAACAAACAAUAAAUGGUUCCUAAAAUGGUAAA